This is a messenger RNA of Penicillium daleae, 2208 nucleotides long. RefSeq lists its product as uncharacterized. Gene Ontology annotation, cellular component: nucleus. Gene Ontology annotation, molecular function: zinc ion binding; DNA-binding transcription factor activity, RNA polymerase II-specific; transcription cis-regulatory region binding. Gene Ontology annotation, biological process: regulation of DNA-templated transcription. The transcript has 5 exons. The record is from RefSeq and is a predicted model, not a curated record. The coding region runs from base 1 to 2208 and encodes 735 amino acids. NCBI's taxonomy places the organism in Eukaryota, Fungi, Ascomycota, Eurotiomycetes, Eurotiales, Aspergillaceae.
AUGUCAGAGACCUCUAUCACGCCCCAAGGUGAAUCAAGCUCAUCCCAGUCGCUUCCGACACAGCAGUUGAACCGCUCCUGCGAGUCCUGCCGCAGCCUCAAGGUACGCUGCCUGCCCAACUCAUCCACGCCGAACCAGUGCCAGCGAUGUGCAAAGGGCAAAAAGGCCUGCGUCUUCGUGGCUCCUCAACGGCGUCGGCCGCGGAAACGCACCGACUCGCGAGUGGCUCAGCUGGAGAGGGAAAUGCGGAUGAUGCGUUCUCUGCUGAAGGACCGUAUUCGCGAAGAAAGUGAACCGGAGUCUCCCGAAGGCAGCGAGGGGUCUCUCGAUGAGUCCGGGGAACUGGACUUGCACGACCAUCUGGGCCCUAUCCCAGAGGCCCCGGCCAGUGCAACGGGCUCCAGUCGGUUUAUGGACUAUUCGCCCGAGUUUAUCAAUACCGCUCAUCCUGGGAUGGGUGGGAGUGGUCCUCUUUCGGCACCGCCGUCCAUGUCUGGGUUGCAUAUGAACUUUUCGCCCGAUGCGAAUCGACCUCCUCUGGAAGAUGUGGUGGAUCGGGGUAUCAUUUCACUUGAAGAUGCAGAGCACACCACGGCUGUACAGCUGCGGCAAAUGAAGCCGAUCUUGUUUCUCUCCGUAAUAUCUGCGGCGGCAAUCUCGAUCGAUGCGGGACUAGCGGGUGUGUUGAAUCGUGAAAUGGUUCGACUGUAUGCGGAACGGUUCUUUAUCGAGGGAGAAAAGUCGCUCGAGUUGGUGCAGGCCUUGUUGGUCAUGAUCAUCUUCUAUUACCCGCCCGGCUCGCCCUUGAAGUUGCAGUUUUAUCAGUAUACCCAUAUUGCCUCGACAAUGGCGCUGGAGAUCGGCCUAGCCACGAAACGGCGGGUCUCGAAGAAAAGGUCCGACCGGAAGAAUAGGCAUGAGCCGCACGAUGAACUUUUGGCUGAGCAGGCAAGGGCUGUUCUGGGGUGUUAUCAUCUAGGGUCAGCUGUGGCCAUGAAAACCCGUCGACCUAAUCUCCUCCAGUUCAAUGACUGGAUGAAUGAAUGCCUGCAGCAACUAGAGCGAUCACCGCAUCGGACAGAUCAGCACCUGGCGGUCUGGUUUGAGCUGCAACGGAUCACGGACGAGGCGAUGUCUUCAUUUGGCUUGGAUGACACGAGUGCCUCUUCACCCUUGACCGAGUCGCGGGUUCAGGCUGUACUGCGAUGGUUUGACAAGCGCAUGGAGGCGUGGAGGAAAAGCACUCCAAACGAUAUGCUCACGGUCCCCAUGAUCCUCGAAUAUCGAUCCGCCGUCUUAGCCAUGUACGAACUCGGCGUAGGAGAAGGCUACCGCGAUCCAGACGCUAUCAAAAAGCGGUACUUCACGCUCCCAACCCUAGACGAAGACGGUAAUCGGCCCCUAGGCCCGCAGAUGAGCGCCAUCCGCAUUGACAUCAACGUGAAAUGGAUGAACGCAGCGCACGAACUGCUCGACGCAGUCUUGACCUGCAGCGUGGACACGAUGCGUAGAAUGCCGAACCUAACGUACACUCGGUUCGGCAUGGCCGUGACCUCCCUGCUCAAGAUACAUUUCUCCGUGCGAACGGGCGCCCUCGGCGAGGUGGUCACGCCGGAAACUGUGAACGUGGGCUACUACCUCGAUGCAAUGGCAAGUAAGCUGGGCGAGGCAAGCGGCGGCGGCAAAUACAAGAUUCCGAGUCGGUGGUAUCAUAAGCGGUAUACCGGGGGUGGUGCGGGUGAUGUUGGUUCUGGGAUGGUGUCUGAGAAUUCAUCGACGGACACAAAACCCAUCACUUCGACGGGCCACCUAUCAGGCUCACAGGACCAGCCUGGACAUAUGGACCACCCGGUCAAUCCAUCGGCUGUAGACUCGUUCGGGGUGUCAACGGGGUUACCGCAUAUGCCGCCAGGCAUGGAGAAUAUGCGGGAUGGAUAUGUGGCCAUGAGCGGUGCAGGCAUGUGGCCCAUGGACGAGAGCCAUGCUCAUGGUCAUAGCCAUGGCGGACACGGCCAAUUCUUCCAGUCCAUGCCUGCAGGAUACCAGCCCACGCAUGCACCCGGGACGACGGUUGCCCAUCAAUUUGGAUUUAAUCCGCAGCGAAUGCCUCCGCAGGGUGGAGGUCAAAUGCCCGGUACGGGCAUGGAGUUGGAUGGCUGGCUUCCGGAUGGGAGCAUCUUCGGUAUGCCUCCGCUGCCGGAGUUUUGA